AACGCAAGGUUCUCCAGAUAGCGUUUACGUGUCGAAGCGGCAGCAGGCAGCGAAAGCAAGUUCUCGGUGAUCUACACGCUUUUCGAAUGGUCAACGGUCGUCGGUUCUUUUAACUGUCUCGGUGAUUUGGAUCCGCAAUUACAUCAUUGCUUGCACGCUGUGAGCUCACCUGGUGAAAUAUGUGAAAAGAAUGUGCCAUACUUUCAGCGGGAGCGCAGGCGAGAAAUUGUUUGCUGCAAAUUUCGUAACAUUUCGUUGCAAAUUUUACACUGAUUUCGCGUGUCAUAAUUUAAACGCAUGGUCAGUUCUGGGUGUUGCGAUCGACAAAUUAUAGAACCGUUUUCGGGUAACUUAUGGUAUUUGCUCUUUUCAAGUAAUCGGAAUUUGAUAAUAGUGUUAUCUGACUGAACUGACCGGGGACGUACAAAAAGGCGCGCUUUGUGACAAUACAAACCGGUCGGUGUGUGGAAACGAAGAAUUACUUAAGAAUAUUGGUGAGUUGGCUAUCGUUGACAAACAGUGAAAGAGGUGUGAAUUGAUUUCGAAGCCGGUCCUUAGAAUGACACCGUUGAUCAUUGUACUACUGUUGAUAAGAGGUGACUCGGCAUUGCCAGAGCUAAAGGAAGGGAGUGGCGACUACGAAGCGAUAGAUUCGGCACAUUUACCUUCUUCCCGUCCAAUUCCUUCGGAUGACGAGGUGCUGGAUCCUAUCCUUUCCGAGGAUGGUCUUUAUCCGGAGGACGAUGAUGAUUACGGCAUCUAUUCGGAGGAAACCAAUUUGACGGCCAGAGUUCCCACUGAUCAUGUCGUCGGGGAUAGAAAAAACACCAGCGGCUCUAGCCAAGGGUCGGUGGUGGAAGAUGGAUCGGAUCAGUUAGAUUUGCUAGAAUCAUUCGACGUUAGCUUGGGACCGUCAGAACCCACAAACGGCACGCUCGAUCCCUUGCUGCUGGAUAUCGGGAUAAGAAAAGUUGCUCCGGAAGAAUUACCAAAGGAUUGCAGUAAUUACCAGAAAUUAUCAGCGCAGCCACGCUUCACGAAUGCCACCUUCAACGUUAUCAGAAAGUGCUGCCCACGGGGAGAAAGCUUCCAGAUGGGCGAUAAAAGUCACCAUGCCGCGCAGUGUAAGCCCGGCGAACCGUGGGGUCCGUUCCAGGUGCAUGCGAUUAGUGCCCAGUUCUACGAUGGAUGCAUCGAAGAUUUGGAAGAACCCUCGCUCGGUUUGGGGUUGAUCUACGGGAAUCCGUGUGCCGUCGAGGGUGGCCUGGUCCGAUUCGGCGAAGAUACUAGGGAUGAUUUGUUUGUGAUACAGAACGGAUCGUUGCUAGUGAUCAACGAGCUGGUGGAGGAAUUUGACAUUUACCACGGCUACUGUUUAGAUGUGGAUCGAAAGAGUGGAUCGCUGAAUGCGUACGUGUGUCCCUCGGAGAUACGAAUCGGAGGGGAUAUCUUCAAGGGCCAGAUGGUGGCGUUGGCAUUAUGUUUGAUUUUUGCCAUCCCGCUACUGCUGGCGACAGCUUACUUCUAUGUCGAGAUUCCGGAGUUUGACGAUAUCCACGGGAAGGCACUGUCGCUGAAUUGCAUCAACUUUGCUAUCGCUUUGCUGUUGGAGAGCAUCUUUCAGCAUAAGAGCAAAGGUCACGGUUCCACUGACGACACGAUUGUGCUUGCCAAUUAUGCUGAGUAUUUUAUUCUGGCCACGUUCUUCUGGCUGCUGGUGAAUUGCAUGAAUAACUGCAUUCAUGCUUGGUAUUUUCUACCGAAAGGAAUUCAGAUUCAUAUGGGUGGCGAAAAGCGGACGUUUGCCCUAUAUGCUGCUUUUGCACAACUGGUUCCAUUGACUAUCAUUUUGCUGAAUCCACCAAACGGGGAUCCUGCCGGUUUAAAGCACUACUUCUUUAUUCCAAUCAUCGUCAUAAUUGUGCUGAACAUGCUCAGCUUUAUCAUCACGUUCUGGGGUUUCGAGCGGGUCAGCGACAUUCUGAUUCAGCACUAUAUUCUCCGGGGUCGGCUCAGUACCGGUGGCGAGGCAGCGGAUGCCGUUCUGGCACAGCUUCCCGACAUUCGGGCGGCGGAUGUCGAAAGAGUCAAAUAUAUGACCAAAUACACCGCCAUGCUGUUUGUGGUAAUGGCCGGCGUUUGGAGCAUCACUAUUGGCACCUACUACAGUACGAGGACAAUCCCGAUUCUGUAUGAUAUCCUGUUUGGACUGCAGGGAAUUCUUAUCUUCAUCAUUUUCAUCUGCCUGCCGAGACCAUUUCGAACGGUGAAGGCAUGGUUCCAGCAGAAGCAAAUCUGUGGCUGCCGGGAGGAUCCGGAUGCCGUCAAUCUGAGGAGGCGGACAACCUACCGGUCGAAGAAUGGAACCAGAGAAGUGGUUCCGUUAAAUAAUGUGACAUCGUCGUAAAUAGAAUAGGUUUUGAAAGUGCGAAGCUUUCUUCUUAACUGUCGUUCGAAUUUCAGUAUUUAGCUGUAAGGCCAGUAAAUGUAAUAUUAUUACAAAUCGAUGUAAGAUAGUUACCAGUAAUAGUCGUAAGACAAACGAAUGGAGUAAUUGAUGGAUCCGCAACUUAGAUUCCUAAUUUGGCUUAUCUAUAGUAACAGCGAAGUUCUCAUAGGACACGGAAAAUUGCACAAGUAAAAUUGUGCUCUAAAAAGUUGCCUUUUACUGUAUUCUAUUGAAACUUGUAGGAAAAGAAUCAAUCAAAGGAAGUAAUCAAUAAGUUAUGAUUUGUGUAA
Topomyia yanbarensis is the source of this 2739-nucleotide messenger RNA. RefSeq names its product probable G-protein coupled receptor Mth-like 14. The record is from RefSeq and is a predicted model, not a curated record. The coding region runs from base 560 to 2407 and encodes 615 amino acids. Lineage: Eukaryota; Metazoa; Arthropoda; Insecta; Diptera; Culicidae. Gene Ontology annotation, molecular function: G protein-coupled receptor activity. The transcript has 6 exons.